Molecule: messenger RNA, 2601 nt
Organism: Ceraceosorus guamensis
Lineage: Eukaryota; Fungi; Basidiomycota; Exobasidiomycetes; Ceraceosorales; Ceraceosoraceae
Exons: 2
Coding region: 238-2352 (704 amino acids)
Source: RefSeq, a predicted model, not a curated record
CGCUUCUUCAGGCCGAGGGUUUCUCCUCGGAACGCAACCGUCUUAAGGAGCUGACUGCGCAGCACGAGGGCAUCAUCGACCGUCUUGAGGAAGAGAUUGCGAGCGUGCGGGCCGAGUCGAGGAACAUCGACGAGCACCGCCACCGUCUAGCAGAAAGAGUGAGACAUAUCAACGAUGAGCAAAUUUGCGGCAUUGGCUGACUCCAUGGCGUUGCCUUAGGUCAUUCUUCUGGAAAGGAUGCUCACCGUCGGAGAAGGAGCUUCGAGCCGCCAGGGUCACAGUAUGCCGGGUCCCGACUCCUUCGGCCCUUCCUUGCCGUCCGAUCGUCUGAGUGCACCAUCACCACCGAUCUCGACAUCCUUCUCGCAAACCUUCGACACUGCUACCGUCAGCAUGCGCGCAGGAAGCAACAUGGAGCCGUGGUGCAGCAGUAACCUCCUUGAUCGUCAGGCCGUCUCCAGCAACAGGCGCAGCUUCUCACGAGAAGGCUCUAGUGGGCCGAUAGACGGCACAUGCGUGGACCUUCACCCUAGCUGGUCCAAUGCGGUACCAGGAUCGUGGCCAAACCGUCAACGUGAACAUCACAGUGCCGAGAGCAUAACCGACAUCGUCUUAGCCGAUGCAGAGAAUCGCGAAGCUGGGGCUCUCUUUGGCGACGGUCGGGCUUCCCGGAUGGCCGAGUACGACCCGAUCAAUCGAUCGCAGCUCUUGCGUGGCAGAGGUUUGAUGACAGAAUCCGAGCAGGAGCUCUCAGGUUACCAACAUCAGCAGACUACCGCAUCUCAGUCGUAUGCUUCGACCUUUGGCGGCCAACAAUCACUCGGUUCGGACAGCACUCAGCCCGCGGUAGCUGACUAUCAGCGGCAGCGUCGCCCAUCCGCAGCGCACACCGUGGCCAUCGCUGGCCCAUCUCUUUCAAGAGACAUCGCUUCGAGCAGCUACACUGGUCCGUUGCCCAGUCUCAGUCGUCAGCGUAGCGACACGGUCGUCAUCACAUCUGGUUCUGCUCACGCCGAAGCAGCCUUGCCGAAAAGGCGAAGUACGAACACGGAUGGCACAGGCCUCAUGCCAGGGAACUCAACAAUGGCUUCUGCUAGCCUGCCUUCUCUAGCGCCAGAAGGUAACAACAGACGAGGAUUGCCGGUCGCCUCCGACGCCCAGGUUCACCGUCAGAAUCAGGGAGCUCUCACUGCGCCUGCUCGUGGCGGAAGCGCGGUCAGCGAUGCUUCGACUGUGACUGGAGCAUAUCUGGCAGACACUCUUCAGGCGCGCAAACAGCUACGUAGGACGAGCCUCACACAGCAACAGCAGCUGCAAGCACUCCAAGCUCAACAUGGUCGAAGAUCCGCUGGCCCAGCAGAUGAGCAGCCUUCGGCACCGCUCGCGCCGCCUCAAGCAUUCAUCAACAGGCCUUCGAGCCGAGCUACUAGUCGCCUGAGCACGGGGAGUCAUGGCGGCAUCGAGCGAGCCCGUGCACGAGGCACUCGGAGCCGUAAUGGCAGCACAAGUGUACACGAUAGCAUUCCUGUCCAGAAGGACGAUAUCUUUUCGAGCAGUGAAGAGCGUAUCUUGAAGCAGGCCAUCGAGGCACAGACCUUGCCGUCUGUGCCCUCUCGAUCUACCUUCAAACGCACCAUCAGCGACUCUGCUCUCAUCACUGAUGAGGCUGGGCCGGUAUCGCAUCAUCAAUUCAGCUCCUCUACGCUAGCGCAAGGUGCCAGUCCAGCAGCGCAGGCGCGUGACGGUAGAAUCAAUUCGAGCUCAUCUGAGAGCCCAGCCAACUCGAGCUCAGCUGGUAGCAAGCAUGGCUCUCCAGUGUACGACGGUACAGCAAGCGGACAUCUCGAUGUCUCGCAAAGCGAUCCGACGCCCUCGUCCGUUCCUCGUCGGCGCGGAGCGUCCAACGGAAAUCUCGCCCCCUCCGAAAGCUCCUCGCAUGUGCACUCCACGGGUGACAUUGUUGAGUAUCCUCAGGAUCCGACUGAAGAAGGCAAGCGGCUGGCCCUACGCCGGCUGUACAUUCGCCUCAAGGAGGAGCUUAGCGAGGAGGAGCUCGCCAAAUUUGAAAGAUACAUCCAGCGAUAUGAUCGACUGGAAAUGCCUCUCGAAGGUCCACGAGGAUUGCUGAACCGUUUCAAGAAGCUUCUCCUCCACACUGAUCCGAAUAUACGCGCUAACGACCGCGAGCGCUGGACGCUGCGCAAAGAUCUGGCCAGAGCUUUCGAGCAUAUCGUACGCUUGGACGUCGAGGCUCACGCCCAGCAAGAAGAGACGUACGUCGAGCAAGAGGCUGCUCGUAUGCAACACGAAGAGAUGCAGAGGGAGCUCUCCUUCGAUGAGGAUGAUCUUUGAGCGAUGACCUAGUCGCGUCAUUGGUUGACCUGCCGUGCAGGCUUCUGGUCGCGCGGCUUUGUGCAGCAGGGCAUGCCUCCCAUACUCGCACAGACUCUCCCCCAUACGCUGAUACCUCAUUCUUCCACUCGACUCGUAAAUCGCUGCCUUGGCCGUCUAGCUCUAUCAAACAACCGUCCGAUCACAUCAAUUUCUUGUCACUUCUUUUGACUUUCUCACUGAAGCGCGAUGAAACCGCUGCCAGGCUUC